Messenger RNA from Vitrella brassicaformis, 2219 nucleotides. Lineage: Eukaryota; Vitrellaceae. The record is from the annotation of a GenBank genome assembly.
CGAGACACUUCGGUGUUAUUUAGCUAUGGUGUCGAGUGUCCCGAAAGCCACAUGUUCACACCUAGCUACACAGUCACUCCGAAAAACGACACAACACAUGCAACACACACCGAUGGUAAAUCAAUCACAAGUGUUUGUCGGUCUCUGUCUGUCAGAGGCUGUUCGCCUCUUUCUCGGUCAACAUCUUUCAUUCCAACCGACCGCAACCAACGACCUGGUGGUAUGGUAUGAUUCAUCCCGUCUCUGCUGGCUCAGCUUCUACGAGACCCUGGUUGAUGAGGAGCUGCUGGAGCUCCCCCUUGUCGAACAUCUCAGACACAAUGUCCGCACCGCCAACGAACUCGCCACUGACAUACAACUGCGGGAUGGUCGGCCAGUCUGAGAACUCCUUGAUGCCCUGCACACGCACACGCACACGCACACGCACACGACAGACACAUGUGUGUGUGUGUGCAUGUGCGUGUGUGGACAGUGCAGUGCAGAGGAACGCCGUCGACCUCUCUGAUGGCCAUGGACGAGAGGACGUCUACAGAGACGAAUUCGAGGCCGAGUGUUCUGAGGAUGGCCACCACUGACGCCGAGAAGCCACACUGCGGGGUGGACGGGGUGCCCUGAAUGAAGAAGAAGAAGAAACAAACGCAGGUACGGAUCAGGGCAGCCCCGAGGAGUCGAGUCGGAUGGAAUGAAUGAAGCACCGAGUGAGUGUGCCUGUCCUGUCCGUCCGUCGCUGGGUGUUACCUUCAUGAAGAGAACAACUUUAUGCUCCCUCACAAUGUCACUGCAGCCAGCCAGCCAGCAUCCAAUCCGUGUUGUUGUCCAUCUCACAUCUCACUGGCCGGCUGACUCACUGACUCACUCAAUGACUUCUUUAAUGGGUUUGUUGAUCUCUCGCCUCGUCGUCUUGGGCGCGUCAGCCUUUGAGGGAUCCUGCACCACACACACACCGCCACUCGUGUGUGUGUGUGUGUGUGUGCGUGAGUGUGGUGGUGCGUGUGGCUUUGCUUGCCUUGAGGUACUCGAGCACACUGUCGACGAAGCUGUUGUCGCCCUCCCCCAGCCACUCCACCUCCAAGUCACUGUUGACUACACAGGCAAACCUGAACCAACCAACACCCAAUGCAAGCAAACCAUCCAUCCAUCGCACAAAGAAGGCAAUCAAUCAGUGUGAGCCUUAGUUCUCGCCACCGACCUUCUCGCCCUGAGGCCCAUCAGCGCCCUGGAAGCGUCGAGCUCCAUCCCUGACGCCUGGUGGAGUGGACGGAAUGAUGAAUGGUGUAACCAUAGAUGCGAUGAUGCAUUCCUUCAUGCGUGCGGCCCACGUCCACGCUACGCUUCACACGCACCCGAGUGAACUCGGCGUUUCCGUCGGAUAUCAUCAUGACGCGGCCCUCCACGCCCGCGUUGCUCGACCAUGCUGCACACACACACAAAGGAAGGAAACCUCAUGUGUGUGGAGUGGAGUACAGUGAGGGCGUUGGUCAAUUCAGGCUGGAUUGACCGCACCCCACACACGAAUGCGUGGCGUGCCCCGCACACCGACAGACCUUUGAGGACGAAUGGAUCUGCAAACAAACAGCCAGCCAGCCAGCCAGACAGCAAGCCAGCCAGCGAGCCACUUUUCUGUCCUCCCGUCCGUUGCCCUCCCUCCCUCACGCACCAUUGACAGCGAGGCAGGCCACGACGUCCACGCCAAAUGACUUGAUCUCAUCCACCUUCUCCAAGAAGCCUGGAAGGUGCUUCUCAGAACAGGUGGGCGUGAACGCACCUGUGGAUCCGUUGCACCGCACCGUCCACACCCACACGCCAAGCGACACACACAAUGCUGCAAUGCAUCCCACCUGGCACUGCAAAGAGGACGCUCCUCUUCCCCCGAAAGAUGUCAUCAAUCAUCACCUGCACGUACAACACGCACGCACCAGAAGCGCCAGAUGGCCCAGGGAUACAAUACAAUACACUGCACACCAUCACGAUCAUGAGCAUCCCGCCCUUCUCACCUCAGCGUCGAGUGGCAGCGUCCUCACGCGCGCUGAUGGGAUGGGGUUGCCCCUGCUCAGCUUCAUCCGCAGCAGGCUCCGGUGGUGGUGGUGGUGGUGCCUGUGAUGCCGCGCUGCUGCUUCUCUCGCAGGGACUCGGGAGGAAGGAGAGGACAGGGGCGAUGGAUAUCGGUGGAGGGAAAGGGUGAAUGCAUAUGCGUCGGUGCAUCUUGCGGUGAGGAGUGA